CCCAAAGGUGUUCUACUGGUGGGCCCACCCGGCACUGGAAAGACACUGUUGGCGCGCGCGGUGGCCGGCGAGGCUGGGGUUCCCUUCUUCCACGCCGCCGGUCCUGAGUUCGAUGAGAUACUCGUAGGACAGGGCGCUCGACGGGUCAGGGAUUUGUUCAGUACCGCCAAACUGAAGGCGCCGUGUGUUGUGUUCAUCGAUGAGAUUGAUUCAGUCGGUGCUAAACGGAGUAACUCUGUUCUCCAUCCGUACGCCAAUCAGACAAUCAAUCAGUUGUUGACCGAAAUGGACGGCUUUCGACAGAACGAAGGCGUCAUAGUGUUGGGCGCCACCAACAGACGCGACGACUUAGACCGAGCGCUGCUAAGACCCGGACGUUUCGAUGUGGAGGUUCAGGUGCCGGUGCCCGACUUCAACGGCAGGAAAGAGAUCAUUGAUUUGUAUUUAUCGAAAGUCAAGUUCUCGAGUGAUGUGAACGUGGAAAUGCUGUCGCGGGGAACCACUGGCUUCACGGGCGCCGACUUAGAAAAUCUGGUCAAUCAGGCGGCGCUCAGAGCAGCCAUUGAUGGGCAGCCGUCUGUUACUAUGAAAUACAUGGAGAAUUCGAGAGACAAGAUACUGAUGGGACCCGAGAGGAAGAGUCGUAUCCCUGACGAAGAGGCCAAUGUGAUCACAGCCUACCACGAGGGCGGACACGCGUUAGUCGCCCACUUCACUAAGGACUCGCACCCUCUGCACAAAGUAACUAUCGUUCCGCGCGGACCCUCUCUCGGACACACCGCCCAACUGCCAGACAAAGAACACUUCUUCACCACAAAGUCCCAACUCUUGGCACAAAUGGAUACACUUAUGGGCGGCAGAGCUGCUGAAGAACUUAUUUUUGGCGCCGAAAAGAUCACAACCGGUGCUUACGAUGACCUCAAAAAGGCUACCAAUUUGGCCACACAUAUGGUCAAGGAUUUCGGAAUGUCUGAUAAGAUCGGCGUUCGAACCUUCGAAGACGAUCACAACUCCCUGGUUGUGGUCAACGAUUUAGCCGUCAGUACCACUGAGAACAUCGACAGCGAGAUCAAGAAAUUGCUUCAGGAUUCAUACGAAAGGGCGAAGACUAUUCUCAAGACUCAUAGCAGAGAACACAAACUCAUAGCCGAAGCACUUCUUAAGUACGAGACAUUAAAUGCAGAGGAAGUGAACAAUAUUUUAAUGAAAUAGUUUUCUAAUAAAAAUAUAUUCUAUUAAUUAUUAUAAUUCAUUGAUUGAUUAAUUUGAGAUAUAAA
Oppiella nova is the source of this 1277-nucleotide messenger RNA. The record is from the annotation of a GenBank genome assembly. NCBI's taxonomy places the organism in Eukaryota, Metazoa, Arthropoda, Arachnida, Sarcoptiformes, Oppiidae.